Messenger RNA from Magallana angulata, 4871 nucleotides. RefSeq names its product protein phosphatase 1F-like. Gene Ontology annotation, molecular function: cation binding; protein serine/threonine phosphatase activity. The transcript is spliced from 7 exons. The record is from RefSeq and is a predicted model, not a curated record. The coding region runs from base 13 to 2562 and encodes 849 amino acids. Gene Ontology annotation, biological process: negative regulation of protein kinase activity; protein dephosphorylation. NCBI's taxonomy places the organism in Eukaryota, Metazoa, Mollusca, Bivalvia, Ostreida, Ostreidae.
AAUAUUCAUGGCAUGACAAACAUAGCAGUCGAGAUGGAGGAGCCCUUUACGAAUGACAGAGAAUCGUUUCAGCGGUUCCUGGCAGCAUUUUGUAAACGCAUCAACGACAAUGAAGACGAUAGUGACUUUUUACCAUUUAGACCUCCCAACCGUCAUUUAACACUAGAGGAAUUACAAGGGGAAUGUUUUGAUUGGAGUUUGCGUUACUUGGGAUUACAAAAAUGCCCUCCCACACUAGCGGCAGCUAUCACAAGAGAGGUAUAUGAACAGGCCAAGAAGAUUGACUUCAGAGAGUUUGAAGAGAGACCUGAAGGCUCUAAUGAAGUGGAAGCCAAGGAGGAGAACUCCAGUAAUGAAAUCCAGCGCCCAGAAUCUGUACUGGAUGCCUCCACACUGAUGGAACACAUCAUCGAUAUGGUGGAUGAGGUGUGCCAAAAGUGGAACAAAGACUUGCCAGUAAUACCCAUUCCAGCUCAGGUUCAUGAGUGCUACCACUAUGAAAUCAAGAAUACUCGAAGAAAAAUGGAGGACAAGCAUGUGAUGCUCCAAGACAUGAAUACCUUAUUUGAUCUCAAGGAUUAUCCCCAGCAGUCCUACUACAGUGUGUUUGAUGGCCAUGCUGGUAUUGAAGCAGCUGUAUAUGCCGCCAAUCACUUACAUAUACAUCUGCCGACCUGUGAGAAGUUCUCCAGUGAUCCAGAAGCUGCCCUCAAGUGUUCCUACAAAGCCACAGAUGAUUACUUCAUUAGAAAAGCACAAAGAGAGGGAAUAAAGAGUGGCUGUACGGGAGUGACUGUGUUUAUUAGGGAUAAGAUGCUCUAUCUGGCCUGGCUGGGAGACUCGCAGGCCUGUCUUGUCCGAGACGGCCAUGCGCUGAGUAUCAUGAACCCGCACAAACCAGAGAGACAGGACGAGAGAGCUAGGAUUGAACGCUUAGGAGGGUUUGUUCUUUGUGUCAGGGGCAUUUGGAGGGUCAAUGCCAUUUUGUCUGUUGCGCGAGCUCUAGGUGACUUGAACCAGAAGAAAUUUAUCUGCAGUGAUGCAGACACAACGGUCAUUGAGUUGGAGGGUACAGAGGAUUACAUCGUCUUGGCCUGUGAUGGAAUGUGGGACGGAAUAACACAGGAAGACCUCCCUAGAAUUGUGUACAACUAUCUGCAGAAAACUAAUGGAGACAAGUCUGGGGUAGCUCAGAUGCUGGUAGAACUCGCAAAAGAAAACGGGUCCACAGACAAUAUUACUGUAGUGAUAGUAUUUCUCAGGGAUAAAAUAGCAGAGCCAGUUAUCACACCAGUUUUUUCAUUUGAUAAAGUGUCCAACUCUCAGGGAGAUGAUGAAGCGGAUCGUGUAGAUGGCAAAGAAGACUGCAAUGACUCUUCCGGGAAGAGGAAUAACUCUGAAAAUUCCUCUCCCAAUGGAAACACAGAGAUUGAUGUCAACCAGCAAAAGGAUGCAGUGGAUGAAAGUGAAGAACAUCAACAGGAAACUCAGGAUAAAGAUAACUCAGUGAAACCAGAAAAUACUCCUGCACUUCCAACAGAUCUUGUACUUAAGAAAGAACCUGUUUUUAUCAUAGAAGACAUUGUGCAUCAAACUGUAGAUGAUCCUAUUGCAGAAAAUAAACCCAGGAGUCCUUCCCCUAGUCCUGUGUGUACAGAAACAGAAGAUGAUAAACCUGUAGUCUUUUCUAUUUCCAAGGCGGUGACUCCCACAGAGACUGUUGCAUCUUCUGUUUCCAGUGUUCAGAAAACAGGUAAAAGUUUACCAGAUGGAAUUGGAUUGUCUGCUUUCUUGUCUUACUUGCCAAAUCAGGGAAGUACUAUAUCUGAGUUUACAUAUGGAUUACAGUCCAACAGCAAGCCCGGUUCUGUACCAAAAUCACUAGGUCCCUUACUGGAAGAUUUGCCAAUAGUUUCUAAUUAUGUUAUUCAGGAGGAAUUGUAUAAAAAGAAAGAGUUAGGAAAGAAAAAACCAAAAAGAAAUAAAAAUCCAAAAAGUCGGGAACAGAAUCGCGAUGGUCAUUAUGUUGUCCCAAGAAGAGGCAAAAAAAAAGUUGAUGGAACUGCCCCAGUAGUGUGGGCCUUUGCUGGAAAGAACACAGCCUCUGUUCGAAAUCAUAGGCUGACCUCUCUCAGAAAUUCCCAGAACUCCUCACGAGUAAUCUUGUCCAAUAUCCUGAAUAAUGGCGCAGUUGAUCCAAGCAUUCCGUCACAAACUAGUUCAGACCUUAAGUUCCUAGAAAAAAUUUCAAAAUCAAAGCAUUUCAUUGAGUCUGAGCAGCAGGGCUCAGAAGAUUUUCCAAUGCCUCAUAAUAUUUUUGACUAUCCUCUGUCCACCUUUACAGCCUCUUCCAAUUUGAAAAUUAAACCUACCUCAUCCAACAAGUCCAGAUCAUCUCAAGCCACUCAGUUCAAGACUGAUCCGAAAACUGUUCCCCCGUUUCAUCAAUCAUGGCGUCCUCGAAAACUGUCCAAAAUAAACGCAUCAUCUGUCCUUACUGAACCCCCACCCACUCCUUUCUCCAACGUCAAGAUUCAUCCCUCAUCAGAUUGUCCCGAUUAAACCAAAUUAUUUUUACUUGGUUAUUCAUCUUAAUCCUUUGUGUAUGCCUACAAUCAGUUUGCAAAGACUAUCAUGAUAUCCUUGAUAGCAAUAAUUUGAUAAUCAGAUUCUUUUUUAAAAAAAGUUUGCUCAGUUGAUUACAUAUAGCAGAAUUGUGUCCCCGAAUUUAUGUUCUUUUUUGUUAGUUAUUGUCUGGACCUGUUUUCAUGGAAUUUGUAGAAUUUUGUCAAUUCUGUGAUAAACAAAUCAUUGAACAUGGAAUCUAAUAAUUUAUAAUCCUCGUUUAUUUUGAUAGUUUACGAGAGGAAAAACAGCAGGUGAUGUGUGUUUUUGUUUAGUUCUUUUGUUUGAUGAGUGCUCUAAUAUGUUUUGUGUCUGUAUUGGCAAUGUCUUCCACUAAUUAAUAAUUUGUGAUUAUGGAAAGGUGUAAAUGGUUUAAUAUUGGUGUGUAGCCAGGCAGCAUUCAAUAGAACCCAAUGAUGAUGGAAACAGUUGGUGCUUUUUCAAUUGUUCAGUACAUGGGCUUUUCAUGAGUAUACUGGUAUUAUCAAUGUUCGAUGUUUUAAUCAGUCAUUUCUCUUAGUUUUCCAGUUUUUAUUUUAUCAUCAAUAAGGCACAUAUUGUCUAAUCUAUAUGAUCUCUCUCAGGCACUACGGUUAAUCCUUACAAUUAUCAUGCAAUUUAUUCUAGUCAUGAGUACUUCUCUGUGUAUUGUAAACCAAGUACAUUGUAUUAUGUGCUAAAGUCUUAUUUUCUGGUUUAUAUUACUUGAUGAAGAAGAACUUAUCAUGUACAAGUAAAUUCCGGGAAUGAGCAGUCUUUUAUUCAUUUCCAAUUAUAUAUACAGUUUGCAGUGAUAAAUAUCUGUGAACAAGGAUUGCCAACAAAUCGUACACAUGUGAUACCAGGUUUACAGUACAUAGAGUAGUACAUGUAUAAAUACAUUGGUAUUGGGAUUAAAUACAGGAACAAGCACUUGUUAAAGAAGUAAACAUAACAUUUGAGUUUUUGUGUAAUUAAUCUCUAACUCAACAAUACAUGUAGUAAAUAUAUGAAGAACUAAUUAAUUGAAUAGUAUAUAGAAGGGCUAAUUUAUUAUGCAAAUUGCAGUUUAAAGUCAAAUAAUUUGAUGCAUGUACCGGUAUGUGAUUUAAAUGGCUCAAGGUUAUUGAUAGAACUUGAAUACAUCGGCAGGUAUAUAAAAGUAGAUAGAUUUUUAGUUAUGUCAACUGAAGUGGAUAUAGGUCAGUAUAGAUAAUCUGUGAAUUAGAUAAGCUGUAGCUGUUUAAUAUGUAAUUAUGUCAAUACUUAUGCAUAUACUGGAGUAUUUGUAGCUCUAUAACCUAACUUCAUUUGUAACUUAUAUUAUGUACCAUUCUGAUGGUGAUGGAUCGUGAAUGAGAGAUUCAAGAAUUUGACUGUAAAAAGCAGACACAUGGAAGUGUAAUUUUGAAAAAUGAAUUAUUUUUAAUAAUGAAAAAAGCAAAUCAUUCGUUAAAAAUUUCAAACCCUGUUUUUUUUAAAAAGAGAAUGAAUGGCAAAUUGAAAAAAAAAAAUCACUUUUUUUUAUAUGUGUACAAAUGCCUCUGAGAGGGCCUUAUUGAAUAUUUUGAAUGCUUUUUUAAAGUCUGUGACUGUUUGAGAUCAUAAUACUGUUUACCAGUAUUUUUAAUUCUGAAUAAUUUUUGUACAUGUCUCUUUAGAUGAUUCUUAAACUGAGAAAACUUAUAGCAUAAUUGUUAUUUUUCCUGUUAUAUGACUAGGUGUGACUUUAAAUUUUAUGGUAAUAAAGUUUUUAUUGCAUUUAUAUCUAAAGAUAUGAUAAUAUACAGAUAUCAAACAGUAAAACUAAAUAUUAAUUUUAAAAAGUGUGGGGGGGGGGGCAAGUAUUUCUUUUUAAUACUUUGCUACAUAGUGAAUAAUUGGUGAAACUAUGAAUUUAAUAAUUCAGCUAUAUUCAGUAUUUUUAUUGAUGAAAAAUGUCUUUGAUAUCAGUCUUUGAAUCAGUUCACUAUUUUAUUUUCUCAUGAAAUUGUCACGAUCCCAUGUCCUCUUUCAAUCAUUAUUUUUAUAUUGAUGUUUAAUGUAUUCAUUAUAUUGUAUAACAAAAACUUGUAUUUUAAAUGGAGAGGGAUAUACCUGUAUAUUGGUCUAUAUAUAUGACAUAUUCCUAAAUAUAGGUCAAUGAAUUUUGGUGCAAAUUUAAAAUCAUUAACUGUUUAAUACUUAGUCAGAAGAUAAAUAAAAUCAGAAAUGAAUGCAUCAUUUGGUGGGUAUCAUAUUUUUAUCCUCUACCCUAGCUUCCCUCG